Messenger RNA from Cavia porcellus (domestic guinea pig), 939 nucleotides. Its product is annotated as olfactory receptor 5AN1-like. The record is from RefSeq and is a predicted model, not a curated record. Gene Ontology annotation, cellular component: membrane. Gene Ontology annotation, molecular function: odorant binding; olfactory receptor activity; G protein-coupled receptor activity. Gene Ontology annotation, biological process: G protein-coupled receptor signaling pathway. Lineage: Eukaryota; Metazoa; Chordata; Mammalia; Rodentia; Caviidae. The coding region runs from base 1 to 939 and encodes 312 amino acids. The transcript has a single exon.
AUGAUUGUAGAAGGAAAUAUUACAGAGAUCACCCAGUUCAUCCUCCUGGGAUUCUCAGAUUUUCCCAGAAUCACAGCGCUGCUCUUUGUUACAUUCCUGCUCAUCUACAUUACAGGUCUGGCUUGGAACCUGUCCCUCCUCGGGUUAAUAAGCCUGGAUUCCCACCUGCACACACCCAUGUACUUCUUCCUCAGUAACCUGUCCUUUAUAGAUCUCUGCUAUGUCAGCUCUACAGUGCCCAAAAUGCUCUCCAACUUCUUCCAGGAGCAGCAGACUAUCACCCUCAUGGGUUGUGUUUUUCAGUAUUUUAUCUUUUCUACCAUGGGGCUGAGUGAAUCUUGUCUCAUGACGGCCAUGGCAUAUGACCGGUAUGCUGCCAUUUGUAACCCACUCCUCUAUUCCUCAAUCAUGUCACCCAAUCUCUAUGUUCAAAUGGUGCUGGGAUCCUACAUGGCUGGACUCACAGGUUCUUUGUCUCAGAUAUGUGGUUUGGUUCAGCUCCACUUCUGUGGCCCCAAUGUCAUCAGACACUUCUUCUGUGACAUGCCCCAGCUGCUAACUCUAUCCUGCACUGACACUUUCUUCAUUCAAGUCCUGACUGCUAUAUUAACAAUGAUCUUUGGGAUUGCAAAUGCUCUAGUUAUCAUGAUUUCCUAUGGCUAUAUAAUCAUGUCCAUCAUGAAGAUACCAUCAACUACAGGCAGAUCCAAGGCAUUCAACACCUGCGCUUCUCACCUGACAGCAGUUUCCCUCUUCUAUAUUUCCAGUAUUUUUGUCUAUUUGACUUUCAGCUCUGGUGGCUCCUCCAGCAUUGACAGAUUUGCAUCAGUCUUCUACACUGUGGUGAUCCCCAUGUUGAAUCCCUUGAUUUACAGCCUGAGGAACAAGGAAAUCAAAGAUGCCUUCCAGAGGUUGCAGAAGAAGCUUGUCCACUGCUAA